Stereum hirsutum FP-91666 SS1 is the source of this 1620-nucleotide messenger RNA. Its product is annotated as amino acid permease. The record is from RefSeq and is a predicted model, not a curated record. Gene Ontology annotation, biological process: amino acid transmembrane transport. Gene Ontology annotation, molecular function: amino acid transmembrane transporter activity. Gene Ontology annotation, cellular component: membrane. The coding region runs from base 1 to 1620 and encodes 539 amino acids. Lineage: Eukaryota; Fungi; Basidiomycota; Agaricomycetes; Russulales; Stereaceae. The transcript is spliced from 10 exons.
AUGGGGCCGCCUGAGCGUACGCUCAAGAGACAGCUCAAGAACAGGCAUAUCGCCAUGAUAAGUAUCGGCGGUGUCAUCGGUACGGGAUUGUUCUUGGGGACGGCAAAGUCACUGGCACACGGUGGUCCAAUUGGUCUCUUACUUGGUUACGCCGUCAUCGGUACAAUUUGUUAUUCCGUCAUGAUCUCGCUCGGCGAAAUGGUCGCCUUCCUUCCCAUUCCGGGUGGUCACAUCAAACUCGCAGAACGUUUCGUCGACCCGGCUUUCUCUUUCACGAUGGGAUGGAAUUACUGGUACAAUUGGGUGAUCAUUCUCCCCGCAGAGCUGUCUGCUGCCGCCGUGCUCAUCAACUAUUGGGACUCAAAUACGAACUUGAACUCUGCUUGGAUCAUCAUUUGUCUGGCUGUCGUCGUCUUCAUCAAUUUCCUCGGUGCGGGCGCAUACGGCGAGGCCGAAUUCAUUUUCGCGUCGAUCAAAGUCAUCACCAUCGUUGGCCUUAUUAUUCUUGGCAUUGUGAUCGACCUCGGUGGAGGCCCCAACCACGACCGUCUCGGUUUCCGCUACUGGAAGAAUCCCGGUCCUUUCGUCGAGUACCUUGGCAUCACUGGCAACAAGGGAAAAUUCCUCGGUUGGUGGGCUGUCAUGACACAGGCCGCAUUCUCUUUCAUCGGUACCGAAAUUGUCGCUAUCGCUGCAGGUGAGGCCAAGAACCCAAGGAGGAACCUUCCCAAGGCCAUCAAACGCGUGUACAUCCGUAUUCUUCUUUUCUACAUUGGUGGUGUGACCGUCAUCGGCCUACUCGUGCCUUCGAACAACCCGGACCUCUUGUCGGGAUCUGACAACGCGGCUUCAUCGCCGUUCGUCAUUGCUAUUUCGACAGCGGGUAUCAAGGUCCUCCCCAGUAUCGUCAACGCAUGUCUCUUGACCUCCGCAUGGUCCGCUGCCUCCAGUGACAUGUACACGAGCUCUCGUGCUCUCUACGGUCUCUCCGUCGCUGGUAACGCCCCUGCCAUCUUCCGGAGAACCUCCCGCAGCGGUCUUCCAUGGGCUGCGCUCCUCGUCUCAACUGCAUUCGCUUUCCUCGCUUUCAUGGGUGUCAGUUCCGGCUCCUCCACCGUCUUCGGUUGGUUCUCCAACAUGACGUCCAUCGCCGGCCUCAUGACCUGGUUCGGUAUCUGUGUCACCUACGUACGAUUCCACAAGGGCUUCAAGCAGCAAGGGUUCGACCGUAGCCAGCUGCCCUAUGCGAGCAAGCUGCAGCCUUAUGCGGCGUGGUAUGGGAUAGUGGCAUGCUUCGUCGUUUGCUUGUUCUCUGGUUGGCAAGUCUUCCUCAAAGACCAGUGGGACACGGCCACCUUCGUCACAAACUACAUCCCCUUCAUCCUCUUCCCUAUCCUCUACGUCGGAGCUCGUCUGUGGACCCGCGUUGGCCCGAAAAAGGCACAUGAGAUGGACUUCGUGACCGACCUUGCGGAGAUUGAGGCGGAUACUUACGAUGAGCCACCACCGAGGAAUAAGUGGGAGGCGUUCUGGCAGCGGCUGGUACGUUCUCGUCCCCCUUGUCUUCUACCGUAUUUGGGCGUUAUCGAUGAUUGCUUACGGUUUUUCUUGCAGAUGUGA